This is a messenger RNA of Diorhabda carinulata, 18127 nucleotides long. RefSeq lists its product as uncharacterized. Lineage: Eukaryota; Metazoa; Arthropoda; Insecta; Coleoptera; Chrysomelidae. Bases 563 to 3556 code for a protein of 997 amino acids. The transcript has 11 exons. The record is from RefSeq and is a predicted model, not a curated record.
AAAUAAGUAGUAUAUGGGGCAAGUAUGUGAUCUCAGAUAGAUCUAUGGAUACAGAAAAGUAUCUUUCAAAUUGUCAGGAACGGUAUAGAUGAAAUUGCCAAAAGUGUUAAAUAAAUGUAAGAUAUUGUAAUUUUUAAUAGCUGAUCUUCAUUAUUAUUAGGAAGUUAUAAAAUUUCAGUUUAAAUUUAUAAUGAUAGUGUAAUUUAUUAAACAUUUUUUAUUAAGUAAAUGUAACGAAGCAAUAAUUUUGACUAAAUCCAAAAUUUCUUUAAGUCGUCUCUGUAUUGUUUUGACAAAAUGAGCAGUCGCAGGUUUACUUUUGGAGGAUGUAGUUUUCGUUCUAUACGAACCUGAAGUCAUUGGAAAUGUACGAAAAGUGUAAUGGCGGACUGCAAAAAUGUGGAUAAUGAACAUGAAAAAGCUAUUAAAAAUGAAGUGAAAUUUCUAAUUAAUAUAAAUUAUUUUCCAAGUGAUGUGUAAACAGAAUAAACCUACAAUGUGUUGUAUGUGAUAAGUGCCUGUCUUUCCUAAAUUUAACAUUUUUUUAUUUGGGUCUGAAAAUAUGGCCCCAUCUCCAGAAAACGACAAUGCACCCAAAGCUCCCGACAAAAUUGACAAGAAUAAAUCGGAAAGAGCUAUUACCUCAGAUAACAAUAAGGAUAAUGACAAAGACGAAAAGACGUUAUCAAAUUUGAACGACGGGGAACUGAAGGCACUCCUGGAUGAAGCAAUUAAUUAUAAAAACCCAAAGGAUAGAGAGGGCAAAAGUAAACUUUUUAAGGAUCUUCUUAAUCAAGCUGAAGAAACAGAACGGAUCGCCAGAGCAACGAGUGCUGGUGGAUCCGAAGAAGCCCGUCAUUACAAUCCUUCUGCUGCGCGCCGCCACCACGGUCGUCACGGCGCAGGCGCCGACGGCAGCGGGGGCGGCGGGCAACACGGAGGCCGGAGACACCACGAUCGACACAGAAAACCGUCUUCGAUAUCUGAGAAUAUGAUGCACGGUGGCAGUUUGGAUAAUCUUGCCAAAGAAGAAUUGUUUUUAGAAUCCACCCAUUGUUUAGUCAAUAAGAUGAAGAAGGUUAGCGCGAGACAAAGAGAAGGGGGGAGUUUGCCUUGUGACGUAAACGCUAGCGUGAUCACUCCCAGUAAUCUCCCAUUUAUCAAGGAGGCUAAAAAAAGUCAGGCUGCUGUGAAAGAUAAAGAAUAUACCGCUAUAGAUAUUGAGUCUUCCGAAUCGCAAAGACUUCUGGAUCAUGAUGUUUUAGCACAGAAUUAUCAAGAAUCACAAGAAAUUACCAUUGUUCCUAGGUACACCUCGAAAGCUACAUUACAGAUAUCCGCAACGCCAGUCGAUGAAGCUAUCGCCUUGGAUUUGGAUAACGUUGCCGAAAAGAAAAUUCAAGAGUCUAAUAAUCUGGAAAACAAGUUUAUGAAUAGCAAAUACAGUGUAUUUAUACCAACGUAUAGAAGUACAGACGAUAGGAAAGUUGAUGAAAAUGGAAACGCUCUUCACCAAAAUACAAAAGCUAAGAAAAAGAAGAUUCAAACAGACAAAAACGUUGUCGUUCUCACUGCAGAAAGUGUUGAAGGUCAUCGUGGUGAUAUAAUUGAUGAUGUAGAUAAACUAAUUCAAUUCAUAGGGGGCGAGAAAAAUGAAACUUCAACUAAAACUGCAAAAUCCAAUGUCAACAAAUCAAAACAGCUCCAUAAACAGCAUGCUUCUGAAGACUCUGGUCGCGGUGGAAAUAAUAGUAACAGUAAAAAACAAAGGGCGCAUUCUUCUAAGGGCAAAGAAUCCAGAUCUGAAAUUAAGAAGAGUAAUUCUUUGGGCGAAAUAUCCACAGCGAAAUUAGAUGAUUUCACGUUUUUUACUACAGAAGAAGGUGAAGAAAAUAAAGUAGUUUUAAGAGGAAAUAAAAACCAAACUGAUAGGCCGAAGGAGAGGCGAUCUUGGGGUAAUGUAGAGCCUCCAUUUCAGACGCUAUCGAGUAACGCUUCUACUGAAAACUUAGAAACUGCUGAAAAUUGGGUAGUCUCUAAAACCAAGAAGAAAAGCAAGAAACGCCGCAAUAGUAUCAGCAGUAGCAGCAGUCGACGCCUACCGUCAACGUCCGAUUCUAGCGCUAAACAGCAUUUAAAUCGUGCCCCAUCUCCAAGUUGUCAUGGAAAAUCAACAUUUUCAGUACCUCACAGCGAAAAAUCUGAUUCUUCAGAUGCAGAUUCAGUACAUUCUUUACCAAUAGAUAGUGUUAACGUUCCAACAUCGUACGCCGAUAUAGCUAAGAACGCGGAAAAAGUUAAAGAUAAGAAAAAUUCACCUGAAAAAAUCGAAAAAGUGCCAAAUAAGGAGAAAUCUCCGAAAUUAGAUAUCGAAUUUACGUGUAAAAGAGAAAAGGCACAUUUAAAUAACACAGUUGGUAUUAAAAAUCCUCUCAACCAUGUUAAAUCAUCACCCGAUUUCCACGGAGCAAAGAAUUAUCCCACAAUAACAGUCGAUUCCCAAAAAAGUGUUCAAUUACCCGAUUUAAGCGAUACGAGAAGUUUUCCCGCGAUGCACGUUGAAGUGACAAAUGUAAAGAGUCCACCAAUAAGCGAUUCGCACUUAUCGAAUUGUCCCGCAUUUCCGCCCGACGUCAACGAUACGAAAUCAUUUCCUGCUAUGCCAACAGAUAGUGCAGUAAAGGGAAGAAUUUUUUCUACGGGAUCAGACUUUAAUAAUACAAAAGCUUGUCCGUCUAUUAUCAGUAGUAAUACUAAUAAUAGUAAUAAUAGGUCAUUAAGUAUAGACAAAACGAACGUUAAGAAUAUAUCGAUGAGUGGUAAAGUGAGAAAUGUGUCUCCUGGUACAAAGGUUCUAUCAACUAAACCAAACUGUAAUAGCACUAUUAACAUUAGAGACGCUGAUUCUCAGAAUGGAGUAUAUAAUGAUAUUCAAAACGAUUUAUCGAUACUUCAUUCAAAUGAAAAAGAAUCUAUCCAGUAUAAUGCCCAGAGACUGCCUCCGAAUAUCCCAGACGUCCAAACUAUCGAAAAAAUUCAUUUUAUGCAAUGCCGUUCACAACCGCCACCAUCACUACCGCAAAAUAAACCAAAUCGACAUUUAUUAUCUUCACCGCUAGUGAACGCCAACACACCAAACUAUCUUCACGCCUCCAAUCAAUUAGAAUCUAAUCAGGUAUCCGUGGACUCCGUGAAAUCACCAUCUGGCAACAAAAAAUUAGACUGUGAUAUGGGUGAUCGAACGAUGAUCGGUGAAAGCAAUAGUAGAAGUAGAGAAAACCAAGAAGAAGAAGAAGAAGAGGGACUACCUCCAGUAGUGAUAUUAAGCGGUAUUGGAAAUAAGGAAGUUACGGGUCUUGUUUUCGGUUUUGACGUAAAUGAACAAUUGUUAAAUGAUGACAUUUGCGAUAAUUUCAUAGCAAGGUUCGUACCACCGGAAGGAUAUACACAUACAUCGCAUAAUCAUGAUAAGAUUGUCAACUUCAUCGGAUCAACGUGGGAUGCUUUUGCCAACCAGUCCAAUGGUAAAGUGCUGUGGUACAAGGAGGAAUCUUAAUCGUGGGGAAAGUGAUUGUGUGCUAUUUGUUUAACAAUCAUUGAGGUACUAGUCAAAUAAUCAUUACAUUAAAAAGAACUAAAAACGAAUUUCCAAAUCUAAUGAAUGAAAUAUGUAAAUGUUUAGUGAAAUUAUGGACACGGUCGUGACGAGAACUCAAAUAUGAAAAAAAAAGACUGGACUUUAACAGCAAAUGUAUAAAAAAUAAUGUCAUCGGGAGCAAAAAUAUUGUGUCGUAGUAGGAAAUCUCGAAUUUUCCACAUUAGAAAGAACUCAACAGUUUCAGCAAUAUUACGAAACAGUUAACAGGGGUGGUUCCGGGAUGUCAUUUUAGGGUAUUUAAAAAAAUUAUCAUUUUUCUUUAUCAGAAACGUAUAUUUGAUAUAACAUAAAUGACGUAUAACUAUAGAUAUUAACUUUUAUACAAUUUUGUGAAUAAAAGAAAAUUUCUACUUCUAAUGUUUUUUUUUUUUCGUUCUGAAAAAAUUUUUAGAUUAUCGUUUAGUACCACUAUAUCCAUAUUGUCUAGUGCUGGUAACCACUGUGUUUAUUAUUUAGUGUUAUCGUUAAAACGAACAAUAAUAUCAAUUUAAUCAUAUUUACAAUAUUUGAAUUCGAAAAUUACUUUUCAUAAGAUUUACUAUAAUUAUCGUUACGUUUACGAUUUUCUUUGAAAUAUACUUUUCUGAUACUCAAGAAGAACAAUUAUAAUUUAUUUCUGAGCUUUCAACGUAUCCGCCCUAAGUCGAAUCUGACAUUUCGGGGCCAUACAAAGCGUUAUUUAUUAAUUAACUAAUUGUUGACACCAAAGUGUUGCCAAUAUCUUCAAAAAUAACUAUUUUUUUUAAUGCUCGGUGUUAUCCCAGCAUGGUUUUGUGCCUGUAUUUGGGGUGUAUGUAAAACGAUUUUUUUAAAUUAUUUUGUGAAAUGGAGGUAAUACAGUUUGUUCCAGCAAAUAAUGUACAUUGAGGUUAAUUAUAUAUUCCGAAAUUUGUUAUUUUAAAACAAAAUGAAUUUGUCUAUUAUUUGCAUUCUCAAACUAUUUCAUUCCUUAUGAAAUGAUAUUAUUUUCCUCCCCUAUAUUUAUUUUUCUUUCACAUAUCAAGAGUCGUUAGUGAUUGAAGUAAUCAUUUAAUUUUUCUGUUAACAUGUUUCUAUGUAAUUGUUUCCAUAUUCGUUAAUUUAUGUAGCGUACCUCGUUAAAUAUUUGAACUAUUUGUAGUUGAGGGAAUCGAGGGUUAAUUGUAAAUGCUAAACUAAAAAAAUAUUUUUUUUUUGGCUUUAAUCAAAUUUAAAACAAGAUGAUACAAUAUAUUAUAUGAAAUACUGGACUUUAUAUUCACUUUACUACUUACAAUGGUACUGUCUGAUGCGUUUCGAUAACCAAGUUAUCGUCUUCAGAGACUGAGGAUAGAUAACGUAAUUAUGUGUGUUGGUGUAAUAUUAUUUCAAAUUGCAAAUUUUGGAAUAGAGUUUUUCAUUUUUUUUAGUCAGUUGGUGAAAUUAUGGAACAUUCUGUAUUAUACCAACAAGCAGUGUUUGCAUAGGAUAAUAGUUGUCUGAAAUACACAAUCAAAAACUGAAAAUCCUAUCGAGAAAAUAUCUUGUUAAUUUAUUUAAAAAAUUUUAUUAUAUUUUAGGAAUUACCAAUUUGUAAAAUAAAAUGGCUGUUUAGAGAUAUGAGAAAAAUGGUUCCAAAUGCUUCACAUCGUAACAAUAAUUAAAUAAUGUGUCUUGUCAUAUAAAUGUAUUUUGUUUUAUUUAAUAAUAUAUUAAAUGACAUUUGGGACUGUUUUUGUUUUAAAUGGUAGAAGUGAUAAAAAGUGUUUGAAUUACCUUUUUUAGGACAAUGGGGAUGAAAAAUAGAUACUCUGUUUGUUCGAAAUAAAAGUGUAGGAUAAAAUACUUAUAUUUUUGACGGUGAUAAUAUUUUAUAUUUUUUUCCUAUUUUCAUUUGUGAAGAUUUUUUUUUGAAAAUGAAGUAAAUAAAAAUAUAAAUAUGUAAAAAUUUAUAAUAGGAGAAAAUAUGCUAAUAAUGUGUGUAUGCUUCUUUCUUUUCUGAAAAAAAAAAUAUAUAUAUAUAUAUAUAUAUAGCACUUGCUAAUUUUUAAUAAGAGCCAUUUGAAAAUUAGUAUUUGCAACAUACUGUUGGGAUCGGAAAUAAUGUAUGCCCCCUUCUGUAUUGUAUUUUAUUACACUAAUGGCCGCCUUUUAAACCAAUUGUGAACUACAAAUUUAAAUUUCUAUGUAUCUCAAUAAGAACUACUUUUUGAGACUACUAUUUUUCCAAAAUAAUAUUUUUGUUUCUAUAGAUCAGUUAUUCCACAACAAUUUAUGAAAUACCCUAUUUUUCUAUGGUCUACCAAUUUUUCAUUAUCUUAUUAAUAGUUUCGUACAAAAAUAAAGGGAUUUAAUGAUCCUUUGUUUGAUUUUUUGUUAUUUUAUGUUGUUAUUUUUAAAAAUUUUUUAAUCUACAAAAAAUAGCAUUUUUUUAUUAUAUUGGUACCACUAUUUGGGUACUUACCAAUUUUGUCAACUAGAUAGUAUAUAAAAGAAAACAAUUAAAAGUGUAUUGAAUAACAAUUGCCAUUUUUGGUAAUUAUAUAGAUUAGGUUACACCCUUUCCGAAAGAAAAACUUAGUUUUUCAAUUUUGAAGUUCUGGAAAAACAAAAAUAUUUUAUAUAAUGAUGACAUCUUGUGUCAUAACAUUUGCAGAGAAUUUGGUCUAGUAUGUUGAACAAUUUUACCAAAGUAUAUAGGGUGAUUCCAAAUUUAUGAUCGAAUCAAAUGUUAUUAAUAAAUUUAUUCCUUCCGUUAUAUAUUAAAUUAUUACUUUAAAAUCAUUCGGUUUAUUGGUGUAUAAAUGUUCUGUAUAAUUACUACAUCUCGAUUGGAAAAUGUUAAUUUUUUAGUUUUAGUGGAAUGGUCCUCUAACUACUAACCAAUUCAGCUUGGAACAAUAUAAAAAAAAUGAAAAUUCGGCGUUUCUCUAGUCAGAAGACCACCAAAAAGAUAGUACCUAGUCAUACUAUAUACACAGAUGUAGGUCCUUUCCAUUUGUAAUAAAUGAAAUCCUGUUUGGCCACUAAAGUUGAUUGCAUUAUCAAAAGAAAAUUGUGCUGGGAUCUUUUUGCAAUGUUCUAAAAAAGCUUGAAGCUGCAUUUGCCAUUUUAAAAUUUUUUUUUGUAAAAAAAAUUUGCUCAAAAUGUGCAAUGGUGUAAUCAUGUGUAUUAUGCAAUCAUAGUAUUUGGAAAUAUGGAAAAUCAUAAAAUUGUAUUUUUUUUCUGGAAUUUUUUCGACAUAUUGCAAAAAUAUUAAAUACCACAACGGAAUUUUUGUUUUUAUUUGACGCAAAAUAACUUAGGUGACCAAAAUACAUUUGGACUUAUUUUUCAUAAAAAAUUCUAAAACUUCGGCACAACGUUUUUAACGUUAUUGUAGACACGAUUGUAUAAGAUUUAGAAUCUGGAACACCAGACUUUGAAUUUAGUGCCAUGAAAGUGGUUCUAUACAUUUAAUUUUAGGGUUGAUUGUUGUGUUAAACGGUGGUCAUUGUUCUAAGUUUGUCAUAUCAUGACAAUUUUUCAUAUUAACAAAAGAAUUAUAUUAAAAAAAUGUGGUAUUAAGUAAAGCAUACAUUAUUACUGAUCCACCCUAUAAAUAUAUAUAUAUAUAUAUAUAUAUAUAUAUAUAUAUAUAUAUAUAUAUAUAUAUAUAUAUAUAUAUAACCUAAAAGUUUAUAAUCUAGAUGGAUUUAUUUUAAAACUCGGUAUGUUUCUGUUAAAAAUCUAAUAAAAAAAAUGUAUAUGUAGGAUUAAUUUGAGGAAUUAGUUAGGUCAAUUACGGUUAUUUUAAAAAAUGUAUACAUUAUGCUCUGUACUGCUAUAGUUUUAUUGCUGUAUGAGAUUUUUACUUUUUUUAAAUUCACAACACCUCAUAUGAAUCUGUAUUAUCAACUAAAUUAUGGAUAAAAUCAUUUUAGAGACACAUUAUUUAUCUUAAAUUUAAUUUAUUUUGUUAUUUCAUCAUUUAAUCAUUUUAUUGUGUACUACAGUGAAAGUGUUGCACAAUGUAAUUUCACUUUACCAUAAGGAUCAUUGAAAAUUUUGUUGAUCAGAAUCAUUUUUCUUGUAACAAAUUUUAAUAUGAAUCGGCCAUUUGAAGAAAAACAUCAUUUCCAAAAAAAGUAAACUGUCGUUAAAUCGAAAAAUUUUAACACAAAAUUGGAGAUGUGCUGUUUCUCAAAUGACUGACUAAACGAUAUGUUCAGGUAUGAAAUAAAAGGUAAAACAAUUCAAAUUAUUAAUGAAAAUUAGUAUUUUAUUUUUUAAAUAAUAUAUAUACAUUUUCCAAACUUUAGUUCUUAAAUUAAUGUCAUCCAUAUCGAUAGUUGGCCUCUCAUAAAUUUUUGAAUAAAAUUCACCAACAAAAUCAACAGGUUCUACUUUAUUGAGGUUAUUGCUUAAUUUGAUGGGUACGCCUUUUUGAGGUUAGGCACUAAUUGUUGGAGCUCUGAUAAAUCAAUUCCUGGUUUUUCAAGUCAUAAAUUUGUUAAUUGAGGCCACCAAUAUUUUUUACAUAACAAUAUUUUUUUACUUUAACGUGACCUACUACAAGAUUAAACAAACUAUAAAAGUUGAAAUGCUGAAUUUCUGCUGCAAUCUUCACUGACAAUUUAUAUUCAACCCAAUUUUGGCCAAAAAUGAACAAAUUAAAAUAAUAUAUUUGGCGUGGAACAUUUUUUUGGUGAAUAAGUAAAAUUUAAUUGAUGGAUAUUUCCAGUCAUUUCCAUAACAGAAAAUUUUACAGGAAAACAUAUUUUGUAGACUAAUAGAAUCUCCGGAAAGGGUAGGGAGGAGAAAAUUCAAAAUAUUCGGCUGGUUUCGCAUACCAUUUUGAAGUUGGUAGAUAUUGCAACAAACCAAAGCAUAAAUAACGAGCCAAAAAAACACAUUUUCGCACAUAAAGUUCUACAAAGAUUGUUCCAAUCUCUUCUAUAAUGUUUUGUCAGUAUGUUUCACACAUCACGCAGUUUUGGUGACUUCAUCACAGUACCUUUAGCUGCACCUCCUAUUUUCAGCUACAAUGUUAUUUUCUUCAACUUUUUUCUUAUUUCACCGAAAACUCUUUCUGAAGGGAUGAACGAUUGUCCAGGAUUUAGAAACUUGUCAUUAGUGCUGUAUAAAACAUGAAACAUAUCAUGCAAACAUGGUUCUUCAACACUACAUCAGGAAAUGAGAUGAUAAUAACCUUUAAACUUUCUCGUGGUUCCUUUUCCAUGUAACUGGAUUCCUUUCCUGCUUCUUUGCUAAUUAAAUUACUGCCAAGUGUAUGUAGCCGAUUUUGCAGUACAUUGAAGUUUUUUAGCCCAUAAAACUCGUGGAUUUGACCUAAGGUGUUUUGUUGCCAAUGGAUGGAAAUGUUAGUAAAGGACUCAAUAUAAUCGAAAAUAACUGAUGGUAUAUGGCUAGGGUAGGAAUUAGUACUUGAUGACAUUUAGAAUCCAUAGAACAAUUUCAUCUUUUUAUUUUUUGUAUGAAUUGUGAUUAUAAUUAUAGUAGAAAACUUAAUUAUUAAAAAAAUCUGCGGUUCGAUUGAAAUUGGUUACACCUUGCCAGACCACGCCGAUUAUCGUUUAGUGCGAUUUAGAUGUUGAAAGCUCUAAAUUCUCUGUAAACUACGCCUUACUGUAGUCACGGCAGUGAAUGUGUUAAUUUAUAAAAUAUCUUCGAACAUUCAAUUUGAAAGAGACCUCAUAAAUAUUGUAGAUAACUUGUAUAUCCCAUGGAAUAAAGGUAGGUAUACAUUUUUGAAAAGAAAAUCCGUUAAGACGACAUUUGUAAAAUAUUAGAUAAUGUAUAUAAACGAUUUUUUUAACCACUAAUCUGGAAAUUAUUUCUAAAAUAAAAUAGAACAGAAACAUACUGCAAAAAGCUUUGAAUAUAAAUAAUAGAUAUCACUGUUAAAGCUAGAUCUUUAACUAUGUUUAUUUAUUGAUAUAAAUAGGUACGUCAGAUAAUAUUACGGCGUUAUGCAAUUUGUUUCUUAUAUUCAAAUUGCAUUAACCAUGAAGAAUGUUCGCCUUGUUUAAAAUCCCGAAGAGAUACCCACCAUUUUGUAAACGUAUUUCAAGACGAAAUUUUAUUAUAUUUCUACUAAUUUCAAAACCUCUAACCCCAUUGUUAUGAAAGAUAAAUUCAAAAGGAAAUUAAUACUUUUAAUUAGUUUUUUCAACCGUAUACGAGUCUCAUUUUAUAUAAUCUAAAUGAAAUUUAAUUACGAAUGGCGUUGUUGGUUUAGGAAAACUGUUCAAGAGUUUUUUUAAAUGCUUAAAUACUGUUUUAGUUUUUAGGUAAAAUUUUGUUAACCCUCUGAUAGUUUCUUACCGUAUUAUCAAAGUUUGGAAUAAAAUUUUUAUUGUUCAGUACACUGGAACACUAGAUUUGAUUUUACGUUGAAUUUAUUUGUUGCUAAUAAAAUGAAAUUUUCUUUCUAUCUAACCCUCUCCUACCUGUUAUCUUGCCUUCCACGAUAGCUGUAGCAAGCCUAGAUAGGACGCUUUUCUUUUCUCCAAUAGUUACAAGCAAUUCUAAAUCUAGCCAUUCGUCUCAGUACCUCCGUAUUGGUUACUCGAUCAGUCCAAGGUAUUCUUAAAAUGCGUCUAUACAGCCACAUUUCAAAAGCUUCUAAUUUUUGCAUUGUUUUAAUGUCCACCCUUUUCACACUAUACCAAUCAGCUCGGAGGGUACGUCGCCAUCUGGUACCAAUGUUAGGUUGCGGUUGCUCAAGAGCUUUCUCAUGUUUAUGAAUGUGGAUCUGAAGUAUUUGACUCUCUCAAUGGGACCCGUUUCUACAUACAGAUCUACAUUUUGCAUUUAUUCCUUACUAAUCACCAUAAAUUUGGUUUUCUUUCUGUUGAUCCUAAGACCAGCUUUUGUAGCGCAUAGCGGAGUUUGUUGAUUUGUACACCGUUAAUUUUGAUGCCCUUCCAGUGCCUUUAUCGAGUCCUUUUUGUUGAUCUAGUUAUUUUUGAGGGGUUCCCGUGUCCUAUAGCCGCAUCUAAAUUCAAACUUUGUAUGAGCUCUUCUAAUUUUGUUCUUAUUCUGGAAUAAAAAAUGUUAAGAAUACCUUCAAGGUGUAUCAUUAACCGAUAUUCGUUGCACUUUUUGGGGUUUGCUUUUUUAGGGAGUGUUUAAAUGUAGAUUCCAACCAGUAGGAUGUCGUAGAUCUUAUUAAACAGGUUUAACACGAUAUUUAGAUUAAUCUACAGGGAAGCAUUCAUUUUUCAAAGUUGUAGCAGGUCUUGGGGCCAUUUCUACGUAGUCUUCUCGUACGAACCGUUAUUCUAUUAGCUCGUUGUCAUGGUUAGGUUAUGUCAUGAAUGUCAUGUUGUAGGGAUUGUGGAAAUCAGCGUGAAGGGUAUGAUUACUGAUUUACCAUGGAGAAUCUGCAUGGUCUCUUGGUAUUUUUGAUUGAAACCUUUGAUAUGCAUCCCCAGAGUCGGAUCUCAUAUAACCAUAUCAGGUUUAAGAUUGAUUUGUAUAUCGGCAAUUUGUGUUAUUGAAAAUUUUGAUUUCCGUCCGAGGAGCAUUGAAAAAACUAGUUAACCAAAUAAAAGUAUCAAUUAUUUUGUUUUUCGAUUAUUUUAACAGUGAAAAUAUUGACAAUUAUAGAAAAAUUUGAUUUUUAAAACAUUGUAUAUUUUUUCAAUUUUGAUAAUAUGUAAUAUUGAAUUAUAAAAAUUUGGAAAAUUUUGUCUUGCAAUAACACAAAAAAUUGGUAGUUGGUCUUUUGGGCUAUUUGUAAAAUAGUUGUAAUAUCUAAUUAUGGAUUACAAAAACGUCAUUUUAGUUUUUCAAAUAUGGCUGAAAUAGUUAUUUUUGAAAAUUUAGACGGAUCUAGGUGAACCUAUUGCUAGAUUUUAUAUAUACAGGUAUUUUUUUCAAAUUGUAAAUUGUUGAAAUAUCAUAUUGUUAACUCAUUUAGGUUUCUAGAUAUCAAGGCUAUUGUUACAAAGCUUGGUAAACUAUGAUUGGUAGAAAAUUGAGGGGUAAACGAUUUUAUUUAUAUUACAUUUUAAUGAAUAAAUAAUUUUGGUGAUGAAAAAUAAAAUGAGACAUAUAAAUCUAGCCUCAUACGUCCAUUUUUGAACGUAGGCCUACCUUUCCUUUCCUCGUACUUCUCCAUCUUUGAAUAGUGGCGUUCAUUCUGGCCCGUUUGUCCAAUGGACUCCACCUUUUCCUCUUAUAGUACCAAGAUCUCCAGUUGAUCAACAUCUUAUUCCAUCAUUCGUCUUCUGCCACCUCUCUUCGAGACACCACUUACAUUUUGUUAUCACGGAUCCAGUUUUCUUCACCAGUCUGCUAAUUUGAUGUUUUGAUUAUAAUUGUUUUCCUUAUUUUUAUCGACGUUUUACUUUGUGAAUAUUUUUUUUUCAGCCUUACAUAAUAACAGAGUUCCGCAAGAAACUCUUACUAGAAAAAAUAUUGUAUCAAUUAGUUCUAGCCUUAUACUUCCAUUUUUGAACAUAAGCCUCCCUUUCAUUUCAUCCUACUUCUCCAUCUUUGAAGAGUGGCGUCCAUUCAUUUGUCCAAUAGACUUCACCUUUUUCUCUUAUAGUACCAAGAUCUCCAGUUGAUCAAUAUCUUAUUACAUCAGUCUUCUGUUGUCUUAAGGUAUGUCCUUCGAAUUUCCUUUGCCUUCUCUCUUCGAUACACCAUUUAAAUUUUGUUAUGACGGAUCUAGUUAUUGCUUCACCAGUCAAAUUUGAUAUUUUGAAGAUGAUUGUUUUUCUUAUCAAUUAUUUAAAUUAAUAUCCAGUUUUUCAGCCGUAUGUAAUGACAAGGAUUUGCUAAAAACAAUUGUUUUUGGUAUUGAGGGUAUUUUUUAAUUCUUUAUAUAUUUCAUAGCUCUCCGAUUGGGGUCCAAGUCAAUCUUAUUGUACUUUUUAUUCCCUCGACAAUUUUUGUCCAAUAAAUUAUUUUUUUAAUAUUUAAUAUUGAAAUUUUCCAUUUAUAGUUAUAUUGUUUGACAUUUGAUCUCUUUAUGACAGGUAACAAAAUGUGCAUGACACGUUCGUAGAGUUAUUCGGUCCAACAGUAGAAUUUUCUUGUGUUGAAAUUCUAUUUUUUCCUACCAUCAUAUCUUCCGUUUAAGUACUUUCUAUUUCUGUCCUGUGUGUUACUGAUUCAUCAACAUACCCUUCAGCGACCGUUAAUGACUUCCAACCUCCAUGUCUUUAGUGUCUUCAAGUUUCCACCAGAUUCCAAUAAAAGUAUAGCAGAAGAAAUUAAUAACCUUUAUAUGAGUUAACAUUUUCAAGUUGAAGAAAAUUGGCUCUUAUAGGUUCUUACCCACAAUCUGAUUGAUGACACAUUUUUUAUAUUCUCAAUUUUAGCUUUCAGAAGACAAUACAACGUCUAGUUCAUUUUUUCCCUCGUAUAAUAAUUAAUUAUUAAAUUAUGAACACCCUAGGUAGAUAAAUUUUUGGUUUCUGUACCGUUUUAUUGAUUUAAAUAAAUAAAUUUAAAUUGUGAACGCCCAAGGUUAAUACAUUUUUGGUUUUUGUACAAUUUUAUUGAUUCAAAUAAAUAAAUUUAAAUUUUGAACACCCAAGGUAAAUAAAUUUUUGGUUUUUGUACAAUUUUAUUGAUUUAAAUAAAUAAAUUUAAAUUGUGAACACCCAAGGUAAAUAAAUUUUUGGUUUUUGUAAGGUUUUAUUGAUUUAAAUAAAUAAAUUUAAAUUGUGAGAAUAUUACCUUCUUUUUAGAAAUAUAUUUAAAUUGUGAGAAUAUUACCUUCUUUUUAGAAAUAUAUUUAACAGGUAAAGUUAAAUUUUCGAUUUAAUACCGGUCAUUAAUAUUUGUAAAGUGUAUAUACAGGGUAGGAAACGUCUCAAUUUUCUACAUAAAAUUCUAAUUUGCUCUAAUUGCAUUUGAAGUGUACUUACAAACAUUUCAAAUUCGAAAUGCAAACGUUGUAAAUCAUCUUUAUAUAAAAUAAUUUAUUCAAAAGUUACAAAAUUGCAAUAUUAAAAAAAUUUAAACACCUCUAUUUGACAUUACUUAUUGAUAUACUACAUAUUAUGAAGAUUAUACAAGUCUGCAAAAUAAACUGUUUUGGUUUGAACGCAUUUUUUUUAAAUAUUGAUCAAAGCAAUGAAAAAAAAAAUUGACAAAAUUUGAACUCUUCAUAUUAACAUUAACAGAUGCCUAUUUGAAAAUUUCUAUUCCUUCCCCAUUUAAAUUCAAGUACUUUAAUUAUAGUUUAUGGAAAAGUUUUGUUAACGAAAAAAUAAAUUCAAAAUAUGUUACCAAAAAACCUUCGACGUUAUAUUAUAAAAUAUGUCGUACACUUCAUAAAACACGUUUUUUUCUUAUUUUGAAAUGAUAAUUUCGAAGUAGGGUACAAAUUUGAGUUCUGUGGCCCUUUUCAAAUCCCUCACUAUAAUCCCACCACAAUGCACCCAUACCUUUCACCACACCACUUACCACACUCUCACCACAACCCCUUUACAUCCCACCACACUCCCACCAUAAGCCCUUUACAUCCCACCACACCACCUACCACACUCCCACCAUAAGCCCUUUACAUCCCACCAUAACCCCACCCACCUCACCAUUUAUUCGUAGUGAGGCUUCUUGUUGUUGCUCAAAAAUGAUCAUAUGACCUCUUGAAUGGUUUCUUUGAGGUUUCGUGGUGGUUGUGAUGAAUUGAGGAGCAGCCAUGAGUUGUUCAAUAUCUUUAACGUUGCCUCCGAGAGAUGUGGAAGCUUUGGUGUCAAGUAUUUAAACCGAUUUCACGAUUUAUUCGUACUUAGACUAUUUGUUGUUGCCUAAAAAUUGCUAUAUGACCUUUUAAAAGAUAAUUUUCCAUUCUUUGAGUUGUCGUCAUAGUUGUAUUGGAGCAGCCUUAAGUCGUUCUUUAACGUUGCCUCCGAGGGAUCUGGGAGCUUUGGUGUUGGGUAUUUGAGGCAAUUUCCAUGCCUUGGAAGCGACUUGUUUCAUCAAUCUAAACUGUGGUAUAAGAAUUUUAUAAGGAGACCUCAAAGUUUCACAUGGAACGUUCUGUUCGCCAACUUAAAGCUCCUUCUGAGGCAACACUUUUUGAUCCAGCUCUACUAUCCCGAAAGCAAGGGAAUUUGCUAAACGUACAUUGUUGUCCGAGCAACGUGACGAGAUUUUUAAAUCACCACGCACUUGCCAAUUGUGGUCUUUAUAUUUUAAUUUUCAAAAAACCAAUUCCAAGGUUUCUUUGAGGUAUACAGGAAAACCAAGGAGGGUUGCACACGGUAAAAGUAAGUUCUUGCUUCUGAUUCUUGAUUCAAACACCUCAGUAGUAUAUUUAGGGAGAUUUAAGUCUCUUUUCAAAUCGUUUAGCUCACCCCAAGAAAAUAAUUUCUGACCGCUAUCAUCUUCUAAUUCCAAACUCGAUUGGUCAUUGGGGUUAGAUACAGCACCAUCUUCACAAGAAUCCUGAUCUUAAAGUUUUAGACCAAAGUCUAUAAUAUUGUGUCAAACAUUUUGAUGACUUCCUAGUAUUUUUCUGUCUUCUGGAAAGGCUUUGUCUUGAAAAAAUCAUCGGUAGUAGAUGCAUAGUUUGUUCUUCGAUGUUCACCAAAGACCUAACAGAGUAGACCAGAUCUGAUUAAAUGACAUUUCUUCGGUCUAAAUUUCUAAGUACAGAAAAAAGGUUUCGUCAAAGGUUAAGUAUUUUCCAUCAGCCUUUAUAGUGAUUGACAAACUGCAACUCGUUGAACUUCUAUAGACAGUUUCCGGUUGUCCGGUCUUGUCUUUAUCUUUCCAGAGUUGAGAACCAUCAUAAAUCUACUAGAGUAUCCAAGGCGUUAUCAAUUAUUGGCAGUGUGUAGCUGGUGGUUUUGGUCAAAUCAUUCAGCUUCAUCAUUCUUUCUUACUUUUCAGGGAUUUACUUUUUAUUGGAAAGGAACUCGUUGUGAUGAACAGUGUAGUAGACAAUGAAAAUCUGCUGUGAUUUAGUUAAUUAAAAAUAUAUUUUGAAUGCUUGAAUUUUAAGUAUUAGAAAAUUAUUUUUUUUAAUAUGUAGUAUAUCGAUAAAUUAACAUUUAAUUUUGUAGUUGGGGAAUAGUAAUUUGUUCGAAAAGUUAAUAAUUUGAACUUGUAAACAUAAAAUCAUUUUUGGUCAAUUAUUUAAUCUUAAAUGCUGUAAUUUGAAAAUUGAUAAUCAAUUCUGAUGAUGGUAUGUAAUGAAAUAAGAAACUGUCGAGAAUUGAUAACAGAAAAAUAAUACUAAAAACUUUAUAACUACCAGUUAAUAUUGUUACAGAAUCAAAUUUUUAUUAACAAAUAGAAUUUAAUGCAUUUCGAAUUUUUAAUUGAUUUAUCGGUCACUUAUCUAUAUCUAAAGCCUUGAUGUAAAAUCAUCCGACUAAUUUGUAACAUAGUUGUUGUUUAUUUUGUUGUUUUCCUUUUAAAUUCGCUUUUGGUUAUUUUUUAUUUUAUUUCUAUUAAUAAAUAAGAAAAAAAAAUCUGUCAUGGGUUAUUUCUUAGAAAUUUUUAAUUAUUUUUACAUGAGAGAAAAAUUAGUGGCUAAACAGUGUAUUCCCCAAUAUGUAUAAGUAUUGAAACGUUUCUUUUGCAGCUCUAGAAGAUCAAUCACACUCUAGUGUAGUUAUUACUCUUAGCGCAAUUCCAUUGGGACAAUCUGUAGUACCCUACAGCUAGUGUUUUCCUAUUUGUAUAUUUUGCGACUACAUAUUUUAAUAGAACAAUUUUUCAACCUCCGGUAUCUUCAGUUUACAAAAAAAUCAUUCCAGGAGGACAUAUCCAGUCACCAUAUAGAUUUAGUGGGCAAACAUUGCGUUCUCUAACUGUCAUCUGUCUAUAUCCUGCUUCUCCUGUAUUUUCUUUUCCCUCUUUCUAGCUUCUUCGUAGUCUUCCUCUUCUCCUUUUUCCACUUCAGGACUCAGUUCUUUGACAUUAUAUGUACAUGAUUAUACCAGAUUAGCUGUUCGGUUUUUAUGCCAUCAAUUAACCUAUGUCUGACUUCCAUUAUUUUCCAGCUGCUUUAUAAUAUUCCAUUCAUCAUAUAUACAGUUUUCUUACCCUGUAAAUUUCUCAAAUAAUUGUAUUCCUUGCAGUAUUUCUAUUCCGUCCUUCAGGUAGAUGUCUUGUUCUGUUCCUCCCUUGUUUUAAAACUUUUAUGGCUGCAAAUCCAUCAGAAAAGUCCCCCGCUUUGGUUUAAUUUUUACCAUACUCUUUUCGUAUGAUCGUUGACUGCUUUUAUUAACCGGUUUAUGAUGUUUGUUUUGUUUCGGCGUUUGAAAGAGACACAUUGCCAUAUGCCUUUUGAAGAUCCACAUAUAAUAAAUGGAUUUCUUGUUCUGUUGCAGUUUUUUUGAUGAACUGUUGAAACCUCCGCCUCGAGGACCUUAUAUUCUUUUUCGAUUUUGGUUUGGAUUUAGAAAUUUUUUAUUAUAAAACUGAGUAUGAACAAUAACAAAAUAAUUAAAAAUGACUUUCUGCUAUAGUUUUUUUGGGAGUUUCUUUUAUCUUACCCCAAUUUUAAUCUCCUAAAGUAUUUUCGUCCUAAAAUUUUUCAAAAAUCUUCUCUGUAAAUUAAUUCAAAUAUUAGUGCAGGAAAUGAUUUUUUAAUGACAAUCACUUUUAUUUAAUAAUUUUUUUUAAAAAUGUCAGUUUUAUCAUCUUUAUAAAUUUCACAAAAAUUCUUAGAUAACCGUUUUGAAUGAUUUCUAAGCAGUUGUUUCAUUAAUUAUGAAAGACUAUCAAACCAAAAUAUUUUAUAACUUGUGAAACAAAAAAUAUUCCAUUUAGAGUUUUCCUUUUCUAAUAUUUGGAAAUUUUUUUGCAAAUAUCGAAAUUAUUGUUUAAUGUCUUUAUUUUGUCUUGAAUAUAAACAAAUGUGGAAUUUCUGGAACCGUUGGUGAUACACCAACACUCACAUUACACUGUUUGAAUCUGAUACACGUUUCGAUAACCAAGUUAUCAUCUUCAGAGACGAUAGAAGGUAAACUAAAUGUAAUCGUGAGUAUUGGUGUAAAUAUACUACAUAAUGAUGUUCUCUCUGACCUUGUACCAUAGGCAAAAGAAAUUUUUAGAAGUAUCAACGUUGGGUCUCUUAUUCUUCUUCGUGUGGAAAAGCACCUUUGGAAAUAAAGUUUUUAACGUUAACUGUACGAAAUUAUAUGUUAGGAAGAAAUUGAAAAUUAUUUUAGAUAUUAUGGGACAAAAUAAAAAAUUGUUUAUCUAAUAUCAUGUAAUAUAUAUAAUUUGAAUUUACUGUUUUUAUAUGCUGGUGCUAAAGUUUUAACAGAUAAAGAUGAAAUAAUUAAAAAUAUUGUAUCUUUUAAAAAAUUUCUAAGAAAUAAUUUAACUUUAUUUUUGUCAAUAUUUAUUUUUCGCAACAAAUUAAUAUCGACUAAUAUAUGUUGGAAAUUACGUAGCUAGAAUUCUUUUUUCAUUUUCUGUACGAGAUAAAAAAAAUUAGCAACGAGUCGAUUUCUAAAUCAUUUCAAUUGUUAUACUUUUAAAGUUUGUUUACACAAAAUAAAAUAAUUGCUUUCUAAAUACAAA